AUGAACAUAUCUCGUCCGUUCUCACCAUGGUCAAUGCGCUUCUGGGAAGCCCUUACAUGCAUCAAACGGACAAGCGGUUCUCGUGUUACAGCACCAUCCUUCCAACAACCAUUUACAUGUGACUUGUUCAUGUCAUAUCUCGCCGACCGACGCACAGAUUGCUCUCAUCCCUUUUGCGCUGGGACGCCCUCGUUCACACCUUUCUUUGGACUCCCUGAACUCGCCAAACGGCCACGUAUUGGCUGCGCUUCGCCUAGUUCAGCCUGGUAUGACCAAGAUGAACAUGUUUCAUCCGUUCUCGGCGAGAUCCUCGUCGCCCCUUUCGUUCUUUGUUUCUGGGUAUUACCUCUCUAUCUCGACAACCACGGCUCAUCACGAUACGCGAAUUAUACCGUUGGAAAGGCGUCGUUCGAAAGUUACGAACGACACCUCCCAUUUCUCCCCCCCUUCAUCACUCCCCCUCCCAUCACUCCCCUUUCAUCCAUUCCCACCCCUCCCUCCAUCACUCCCUCUCUCCUCCAUCACUCCCUACACCCUCCCCCCUCCAUCACUUCCCCUGUCUUCCUCCUCCCUUAA
Molecule: messenger RNA, 576 nt
Organism: Laccaria bicolor S238N-H82
Lineage: Eukaryota; Fungi; Basidiomycota; Agaricomycetes; Agaricales; Hydnangiaceae
Exons: 3
Coding region: 1-576 (191 amino acids)
Source: RefSeq, a predicted model, not a curated record